AUGGCAGAACCACAGUUGUCGAGUGAUACUACCGCUGUCUUCCAGCAGCUGGACAAUUAUGACUGGGAUCAUGACAAAGACUUCCAAACUGCUCUUGCGUCCAUUCUAAGGUCUGCAGAGACUCCCGAGCAAACUGCACAUUUGACCACGCGAGCUCGUUGUUACUACUACACAAGAAAAUUUAAAGUACCCGUCAACUUCGAAGCCUAUCAAAACUGGCUCGAGUCUCAAAAUCAAGUUGCUGCAGAGCCUCAGGCGGCAUUGUCUACUGAACCGGCCCAUCCACCUUCUAUGGGGGAUGCUCCUCCGCCAGCCUCGUUUGCCGAGAUAUGUGCGCUGAUUGCAGAGGGCAAGCCGAUACCUGGUAUAAAGGACAUCCCUGAUACCAUUCUGGAAGGCCAGGGAACCCAAGCACAAGCCCCUCGACGCAAGAAGCCGUGGGAGAAGGAUGCAACUGCGGCACCAACUCCAAGCUGGGCAGCCCGGACCUGA
Molecule: messenger RNA, 492 nt
Organism: Aureobasidium melanogenum CBS 110374
Lineage: Eukaryota; Fungi; Ascomycota; Dothideomycetes; Dothideales; Saccotheciaceae
Exons: 2
Coding region: 1-492 (163 amino acids)
Source: RefSeq, a predicted model, not a curated record